Messenger RNA from Acanthopagrus latus (yellowfin seabream), 1064 nucleotides. RefSeq names its product platelet basic protein-like. Gene Ontology annotation, cellular component: extracellular region. Gene Ontology annotation, biological process: chemokine-mediated signaling pathway; antimicrobial humoral immune response mediated by antimicrobial peptide; cellular response to lipopolysaccharide. The record is from RefSeq and is a predicted model, not a curated record. NCBI's taxonomy places the organism in Eukaryota, Metazoa, Chordata, Actinopteri, Spariformes, Sparidae. Gene Ontology annotation, molecular function: chemokine activity; CXCR chemokine receptor binding. Bases 125 to 463 code for a protein of 112 amino acids. The transcript has 4 exons.
ACAGAUUUUGCUUGAUAGCUUAAUCUCACAGCUGCAAAUAUUACAGCCUCUAUCAUCUUUACCACACGUGCCAAGAUUUCUUUUUCUACCACCAGUGUGAUCUUGACUACAGAGCAACUCAACAAUGUCCACCAGCAUCGUGAAAGUGUUUCUUCUCCUGGCUGUCGUUGUCUGCAUCUCUAAAGCCCAACAACUUGGAUCAGGAAAGCAGUGUCUGUGCUCAAGUGUCAAGAGGUUGGAUACCUCUGACGUAAAGGAUGUCCAGAUCUUCCAAGCAACCGUCUUCUGUAACAGAGUGGAGAUUGUUGUCACCACCAACAGCGGAUAUCGCUAUUGCCUGAACCCCAAGAGGAGACCAGUGCAGCAGCUCGUAGCUAACAUUAUGAACAGACAGAAAGCCUCUACAACCUCACCAACUACAUUCAGCUCCACAGCCGGCAGCAGCAGCACAGCUCGUUUCUGACUCUCUCUGUAACUCCUUCAAUCAGUGAGAAGCUCAGAUGACCUCUGACUGCAACAGAAGCACCUUCACAGAAAGAAGAUGUGAACUCAGUUACGCUUUUUUUUAAUUAUUUAUCUUGUAUUUAUACUUUUGUGCACAUACAGUAUAUCUCCGUUUUAUUUCCUUUGCCUUUGUAAAUACAUUUACAUGUUGUCAACCAAGUGUUUCCUCCAUUUUGUUCAUCCAGUUUUUUAUAAUAAAAGACAUAAUCAAGAAAGCAUUGAGUCAUUGUUUUCGGUUCCUGUUCUGAUUCUGUGUCAUAUAUCAACAGUGCUCCCUUGUGGUUCAGGCCUGCUAAUGCAAGUAAUACAUCUCAUUGUGUAUUAAGUAGUCAAGUUGCUUCUCUCUGUCAAAGUCUGGAGGAACUCCUGAGAAUAUCAGUCAGUGCUAAUGUUAAGAUCCCAAAGUUUCUGAUGUAAGAAGAUUUCACAAAGAGGUGGGUCAGAGGCCUACUCACAAUCAGUCAGCAUCUGCAGGUUGAAGUGAAACUCUCGCCAAAAUGCAACCUAGGGUCUUUAUGUGAAUGUAUCCAAGUCCAGCAUUCAUUCAAAAGCAUAAUUAC